Apus apus (common swift) is the source of this 3308-nucleotide messenger RNA. RefSeq names its product UDP-glucuronosyltransferase 1A1-like. Gene Ontology annotation, molecular function: UDP-glycosyltransferase activity; hexosyltransferase activity. Lineage: Eukaryota; Metazoa; Chordata; Aves; Apodiformes; Apodidae. Bases 1022 to 2608 code for a protein of 528 amino acids. The transcript is spliced from 5 exons. The record is from RefSeq and is a predicted model, not a curated record.
CUCAGAAGUGAAAAGCUUUUCCCCAGUGUUCAGGUCGAAUCUCUUCAGCUGCAGUUUGUGGCUCUGGUUUGGCUCUUUCUUUCCUGCUGCCCAGAGAAGUUUGGCUCCAUCAUUAUUUCUUCCUGUUGAGCAGCUGCAGGCUCUGGGUUGGUCUUAGAGAGAACAGGAUUUUGGGGUCGGUUUGGGUUUUUUUGGCCUUAAAAAUCUUAUCGUAGCACAGAUCAAAGGAGCUCAGAAGCUCUGUCCUCCCCUUCUUCUGGCAAGUGCAAGUGUGGACUUCUCUGGGCUCAUAAUCUGGUAUUAAGAACUUUCAAGAAGGUUUGACCUCUAGCCUCUUUGCCUCUGAACUCUUUGAGGCCCCUCUUGAGCAAGAACCACACUUUUUUUGCUGCAUCAGUGUUGAUAUCAAAAGGUGUUUGGUUAAUAUGUUAUCCAAACUUUGGUGACCACCACUCCCUGACGUUGGCUCCUGCUUCAUGUGUAGAACAUCAUGUGGUGAACUCCAGGCACCUUUCUGAGGAAAGGUGAGGAGAAGGGAGAAAGUUGAAGGUCUAGGUCUUGCAAUAUCAACAAAUUCAACACACCUCUUGUACUAUCAGCUCCCUGGAGAAGCUCAGUGGCUGUGGAAGCUGGGAGGCAGCACUCCUGACGUUCAUCUGACACAGGACAACCAAGCACACAGGGCCUCGUUCCAAACAGAAUUCCUGAUCCAGAAAAAUCCCUUGGCAAACAACUGCUAAUCCAAGGCCCUGCUAAUUGUUCAGAACCAUUUAUGGUAAGAUAAAUGCACGGAAAUGCUUCUUGCUUUAGAUCCCUUGGGAGCUAUCUUAUCGGUGCUUUUAUUACCAUUUAAUAACAUGGUCUUUAAACUCCAACAACCUCUCUCAGUAAAUGAUUUGUGGAGAUAAAUAUUGAAGACCAUCGAGUUAUAAAUGAGGUGCCACUGUUUGUUUGCUCUCACAUUCUGCCUGGAAGGAGCAGCUCAUUUUUUUUUUCUCCUGUCAACGGCCCCGUGGCAGUUAUGUGGAGACACCAGAUACAAGCUGGGCUUCUUCUUUUCCUUUCCUGCUGGAGUUUGGCAGAAGGUGGGAAGCUCUUGGUUGUGCCUCAGGAUGGAAGUCACUGGCUGAGCAUGCGUGUGGUUCUGGAGAGACUCUGGGAGAGGGGCCACAAAAUCGUUGCGGUGGUUCCUGAAGCUGCUUUGUUCUUGAAAAGCUCCCAACGUUUCACCAUCAAGACGUACUCUGUGUCUUACACACAGGAGUUUGUGGAGAGAUUCUAUAAUUCCCUUGGUGAAAAAAGUUUUGUGAACCCCCCCUUUCUAGAAAAAAUCCGUUUUGUCCUCAAUAACAUCUCAGAAGUGACCAGCAUGUUCUCUUCCAGUUGUCGGAGCCUCUUAUAUGACGAAGAACUAAUGAAGUACCUCCAGGACAGCAAAUUUGAUGCUGUCAUGGUGGAUCCUGUGUUGCCCUGUGGGCCAAUUCUUGCGGAACAUCUCUCCCUUCCAUCAGUGUACUUCAUGCGUGGCCUUCCAUGUACCUUAGACUACAAAGCCACCCAGUGUCCCAGUCCUUAUUCUUACGUGCCAAGGUCUUUCACCGAAAAUUCGGAUCACAUGACGUUCACGGAGCGUGUGAAGAACCUCCUGGUUGGGUUUUCAGAGCAACUGCUCUGCUAUGUGUUUUAUUUAAAACAUGAGAACUUAGCUUCUGAGUUUCUCCAGAGAGAAGUAACAGUCCUGGAACUGUUUAGCAAAGCAUCCAUUUGGCUGAUGAGGUAUGACUUCGUUUUCGAGUAUCCGCGCCCAAUCAUGCCAAACAUGGUCUAUAUUGGAGGCAUCAACUGUGAGCAGAAGCAGCCUUUAUCAAAGGAAUUUGAAGCUAUUGUGAAUGCCUCUGGAGAACAUGGCAUCGUUGUCUUCUCGCUGGGCUCCAUGGUCUCCGACAUUCCCAAGGAGAGAGCCAAAGAAAUCGCAAAAGCCUUGGGAACAGUCCCUCAAACGGUUUUAUGGCGCUACACGGGAGAGGUGCCCCCCAACCUGCCGAAGAACGUAAAGCUCGUCAAGUGGCUGCCACAGAAUGAUCUUCUAGCCCACCCCAAGACUCGUGCCUUUAUCACCCAUGGAGGCUCCCAUGGUGUCUACGAGGGCAUCUGCAACGCAGUCCCCAUGGUCCUGAUGCCACUCUUUGGAGACCAGAUGGACAACGCCAAGCGAGUGGAGUCCCGAGGAGCAGGACUGACCCUGAAUAUUCUGGAAAUGACCUCUGAGGACAUCUCCACAGCCCUGAAAGCAGUUAUUAAUGAUAAAAAGUACAAAGAGAACAUCCAGCGCCUCUCGGACCUUCACCUGGACAGGCCCAUCCACCCCCUGGACCUGGCCGUGCACUGGGUGGAGUUUGUCAUGAGACACAAAGGGGCCCCACACCUGAGGCCUGCUGCUCACGACCUGAACUGGAUCCAGUACCACUCCCUGGAUGUCAUGGCCUUCCUCCUGGCCGUGGUGCUCCUCUCCCUCUUCAUCUCCCUCAAGUGCUGCCUCUUCUGCUGCCGCAGGUGCUGCUGUAAGAAGGGAAGAACAAAAAAGGCAACCAAAGCAAAGUCCCACUAGCAGAUGAAACCAAUGCUAGGGAGAUAAAGCCUCUGCUCCAGAUCAAAAGGAGCAGAGAACAUCUUAAAUGUCACUAAAACAAAUUGCUGACAUUCAGUCAAGAGAUAAUACUGUUGUUUUUAAACGAGCACCACGGGAGGGGCUGCUUCACUGAUAUGAUUCUGGCUUCCCCCUACCCUUUAAUUAAGAAUUUGGUUGUUCAAAGUAAUUUGUGCAGGGAACAUUUCGGUCACUUGGGAAGGUAGAAGUGUGAAGCCCAAGGCUCCUGGCUUCCAUGUCUUGGUGCACAGAGGACUCACAGUGACAUUUCUUUCAACCUCUGUACACAAUGGAGAGAUGAAGGGUUCUCAUAAGAGUUUACUGCAAGGGCUUUAGGAGAACCUUAAGGAUUCUGUAGGAGAACUUUAAGGAUUCUGUAGGAGAACCUUAAAGCAUUAGCAGAGCACAAGCCCAGCCCAUCUUACCUGGGGUUUGUGUGUGUUUACAAUCUAAAAAAGGUUUGAGCAGGAAAGUGGUUAUAAAACCACUGGUGUUUUACCCAAAUUCCCCCUCGGGCAGAGUGGUGUCUCUGGAGCUGACCUGGGAGGUGAUCAGACCUUUGCAAGCAAUGCUUAUAAAACCCAACUGAUCUACUCUUCAUAAGUGAUGUUCAGGCGAAGACCCAACCCCAGCCCUAUCAAUAAAUCCCCCAAACUAACCA